AUGGCGAGCGCGAUUCAAACCGACGAUCGUCGAGCGACGACGGAGGGGCGGAAGCGCGCGUCGAGCGUGGAUGCGGCGGAGGAAUCGACGCGGGCGAAGAAGCGGCGACGGUUAUUGGUCGCGGCGAGGGCGAAGCCGCCGUUGGCGCUGGUGGUGCAACACGCGCGGGUGCGAACGCUGGAGGAACUGGUGGAGGAUAUGUGCGCGAAGAGUGGACGGGCGGUGCCGGUGCUCAGGUGCGCGGGGGAUGAGCCGGCGUACGCGGAGACGUUGUUGCGGCGUACGUACGCGUUCGAGGCAGAGAGCGCGCCGUCUAUUUCGGGUAGGGUGGGUGAGAUCGGGGAAUUAAACGCGGCGCUCGACGUCGUGCGAGUGGCGAUCGAGCGAUCGUUUCGCGCAUCGGCGAAUCCGCAGAAUGUUCUGUGUAAGGGGAUGUGUCGAAGGUUGGAGCGCGGCCGAGAUGCUGCGCUACGCGGAAGCGCCGAGGUGAGCGUGAGAUGCGAGACGAGCGCGUACGCGGCGUUUAAAUCGCCGAUCUGGGAUACUUUUUGCGAACGUGCGGGCGUGGAAGUGAUGAUUCACGUUCUGCUAUUCUGUAGCGUCUUCGUCAGGGUCGGAAUAGAUCGGGACUCGCCGUUAUUGCAGAUUUGCGGCUACCCAAUAAACAACGCGAUGCGCAAACGGGCAGUGUCUAAGGCGUUGGCUACGAGUAAGGAUAGGGCGAUAGCGAGACGCGAGGCACGGGCUAGGAAGAGACAGCGCCGUGAAGAACGAUCGUCGGAGAGGGGAGCGGACGCGAACGAUUCGACAGCCGUAAAGUCCAAGUUUACGCCGACGAAACAGCUUACUUUGAAUCCUUUCAUCUCCUCAGUUGAUGUCGAGGAAGUGAUACGUUUGAGCGAUGUCUAUCGUGCUUCCCAAGUCUCGGUCGACGAAGACGACGGCACAACUAGAGAACCUAGCACGGCGAUGGCGGAAACAUCAUCGACUACAGUGGAGGUAUCGAAGGAGUCAGAAGUGAAAAAGAAGCCGUAUAGAAAGCCAAGCUGGUUGCGCAAACGGAUAGCGAAACGGAACGUGCAAGUCAAAGAAGUACCGACAACAGCAACCCUGGGCAAAGUGGUGAACCGUUCAAGCAGUGCGUCUCGCGGGAACGAAGUUAAAAUCGCGAACACGGUGUACGAUCGCGGUGUGUUCAUGUUUCGUUCGAGCUUCACGAAGAAGCCAGGCUUGCCCGCAGGGCACGCGCUUAAAUCGGGCGGCUCGAGCGUUCGCGCUGCGAGACGAUUAUACCUCGCAAUAUUCAAGACGAAGAAACUCACGAAGACGUCGUCAAUACACAAGACGCGUCGUGCUAUCCGCCACGCGAACAGCACGUACAGAUUGCCUAGAAAGUUCCGCAUGUCUCUGUUGCCAGCUCUGCAAGCGAUGAUUGAAGGUGAACGUCGUUGCGCUUACUCUCGGCUUCUGAACAGACGCGCACCUAUGCCCCGCAAGCUCAUGGUGUCUUCCUCAAGAGUGGACAAUGCGGACGCUGACUCCCUUCUCUCGGCGUACACGUCACCACGUCAAGUGGUUGCUUUCGUCUGGGACGUGAUCGAACGCAUCGUUCCGGAUGCGCUGCUGGGCUCGUCUCACACGCGGGGCAGUUUACGUGCCACUAUAAGACGCAUCGUAUCCAUGCGCCGUUACGAGCGCAUCACUCUGCAUGAGGUAAUGCAAGGUAUCCGGACAUCGGACUUCACGUGCUUUAAGGCGACGACGACGAACAAGAGCAACGCGGGACAGGCUGAGGCAAGCCAAAGACGCAUGGCCACGAGGUGGAUCGGUUGGCUCCUGGAAGAGUUUAUUUUCCCCAUCAUCAGGGCUCACUUUUACGUGACCGACACUCAACUGCACAAAAACAGGAUUUUCUUCUACCGGAAAGGAAUAUGGUCUCGUCUUGUCACGGCGACCUUACAAAGUCUGGAGGGGACGUCGUUCAAGCUCCUGAGUGCGCGAGAGGCAAUGACCAUGCUGGAUCGAGCGAGCGUGGAGAACAACUUGGGUUUCUCAAACAUGCGAUUUCUUCCGAAAGGAACGGGAUUGCGCCCGAUCGCUACGUUGAACAAGCCUACAACGUUCGCAGUGAAGCUGCGUAAAAAGUCUCCAGCGCUUCGCGUGAAGAAAUUUGAAGCGAUAAACAAUCGCUUGAAGGACGUACAGGACAUUCUGCACCACGAAGCUGUGAGCAAUCCCGACGUCAUGGGUUCCGCGGUCGGGGAUUACAAGAAUGUCUUACUGCGCCUCGGACCAUGUUUACGCACUAUUCGGCGACAGCGAAUGCUCGGACGAAAUAUUAAACCGUGCAUACUGGCGACGGAUAUUAAGGGCGCGUUCGAUAACUUGCCGCUCGAAUCAUUGGAGCGUGUGGCGACCAACCUGAUUUCAAGUUGCUCGUACCAGGCACUUCACUACGCCGUGGUAAAGCACAACGGAGAGGCGAAGUACAAAAAACUUGUUUCGUCGCUCGGUGCGUCUGGGUCAGAGGAGACCCCUGGGCCACUCUACACCGAGGCGAAUCGGCGCACUAACACCGGCGGCGUGGCGAUACUGAAGAGAGAGAGUAGGAAUUCCAUCGUUGUCGACGCUGGAUUUGCUAAAACGAUAUCGGACGCAAAUGUGGCGCCACUCUUACGCGCGCACUUGAGGGAAAACAUCGUCUCAGCUCGAGGGAAGUACUUGCUGCAGACUGUUGGUAUCCCGCAAGGUUCGAUUGUUUCGCCGCUGUUGUGCAGUCUCUUUUACGGGCAUCUCGAGCACGAGUAUCGGCUUUUGAGUGAGUUCUGCAGCGAUCACUCGACGGUGUGUCGAUGGAUGGACGAUAUUCUGGUAGUGGGGACCGACAAAGAAAAGGCGGCAUCCUUCUUCCGCGCGUGUAAGCGGAGCUUUGAGGAGCACGGCUGCUCACUGAAUGAGGAGAAGACGCUGUGCAACUUUGAUCACGGUGAAGACAUACAGCAGAAGACGUUCGUAAACGCAGAUGGAAGAAGCUACAUUCCCUGGUGUGGGCUAUUAAUCGAUUGUCUAACUCUAGAGGUGCUAGUGGACUAUUCUAGGUAUUCUGGGGAAUUUGUCCGUGAGGCUAUGAAUAUGCCGCUCGGGCGCAAGGUUUGGGCACAACUCCCUGACCGUAUCUGCGGCUUCAUCAAGCCGAAAUGCGCGGGCAUUUUCUACGACGAGAGCAUCAAUAGCAAGGUCAUCGUACGCGUGAACGUUUUUCAGCUCUUCCUCAUGGCGGCGAUGAAGACGCACAGCUACGUGGUCGCCGCCGGAUCGAUUCCGGGAUGCAACAGUGUCGCACCCAUCGCGCUUUUCCGUGCCAUCAAGCGUGCGGUUCGUUUCGGACAGAUACUGAUACGACGCCAGAGCGCCGUCGCGCGCGCGCACUGCGGUAGUGUCGGGGAAAUGUCGAACUCUCACAUCGAAUUCUUGGCAAUAAAGGCUUUCCUGCGCAUCCUGGGACAGAAGCAAUCGAGGUACACGCGAGUGAUUCAGCUUCUCAACUCGCGACUCACCUCUAACGAUAUGAAACGCUCUAGUAGGAACGCCCUUCUCGCCCGCGCGAUGGACCCAUCGCGGCACAUGAUUUUUUCACACAUUAGAUUUUAG
Ostreococcus tauri is the source of this 3651-nucleotide messenger RNA. Its product is annotated as Telomerase ribonucleoprotein complex-RNA-binding domain. The coding region runs from base 1 to 3651 and encodes 1216 amino acids. Gene Ontology annotation, biological process: telomere maintenance via telomerase. The record is from RefSeq and is a predicted model, not a curated record. Gene Ontology annotation, molecular function: telomerase RNA binding; telomeric repeat DNA binding. The transcript has 2 exons. Gene Ontology annotation, cellular component: telomerase catalytic core complex. Lineage: Eukaryota; Viridiplantae; Chlorophyta; Mamiellophyceae; Mamiellales; Bathycoccaceae.